AUGUCUCUGAUAUCUGCCUUCAGGCCUCCAUCCACACGUUCUUCGUCAGUCCGCCAGGUCUCCAAACCUCGGCGAAGAAGGAAGACUCGUACUCGUCAAAAGGAUGAGGACCAUCCAGAAGAUCACAAUGCGGAUCCAGAUGCUCACUCAAUCAUCACUCCGUCCAAGCACACUCCAAGGCCAUUCCGCAAAUUGCGAGGCUCCGUCGCUACGGGAGGCCCUCUAAGACCUUUUCGGCUGGUGAAGCAAGACCUGAUCAAUUUGCGCAGGCGAUACGUUUCAGAUUGGACUAUUUUCAACCAGUUGAUCUUCGCAAGUGCUGUAUAUUUUUUUUUCACCAAUCUCCUGCCAGGAAUCACCUUCGCCAGCGACUUGUACGUGCUCACUGGCAAAAGCUGGGGCACAAUCGAGGUCGUCUUCAGUACUGGCCUCUGUGGUAUCAUUUUCUCGGUAUUCUCGAUUCAACCUCUCACCAUCCUCGGUGUAACCGGUCCGUUCUCUGUAUUGGCAGAGAACAUCUACUCGUUGUGCAUAGAUGUAUUCCAGAUACCCUUUUUGCCAUUCAUGGCUUGGUCCUUGAUUCAUUCGGCAUGGAUGCACUACGUUUUGGCAAUCAUCAAUGCGCAUGACUGGACCAUGCGAUAUGUGACGACUUUCGCGACAGAAAUAUUCUCGCUAUUGAACAGCAUCAUCUACUUUCACAAGGCGAUUCAGGAGCUGGAAAGAGCUCAUAACAGUCUCUCGUUCGCUGCGUUCUUGUAUGCAGUGAUCGGGGCUGUGGGUACCAUGCUCCUCGCCAUAUUUCUCUCAACCGCAGAGAGCUGGCGCCCUUUGUUCCAUCGAUAUUUCCGUCUGUUGCUUACUGAAUAUGCUGCUGCAAUCUCUAUCAUUGUCUUUAUUGGGCUGCCCCAUGUCGGGGAACUGGCUGAUCUGGACAAGAUGACGCUGGCGGUGAGCACGUCAUUUAGACCAACAUCGCCCGAGCGGGACAUUUUCUUCGUUGAGUUCUGGAAGCUGCCCGUCAACUGGAUAUUUGCAGCAAUGCUUCCCGGCCUGAUCAUCACUAUUCUGUUCUUCUUCGACCACGAAGUGAGCUCGAUCAUUUGUACCAUUGAUCGCUAUGGUACCCGGAAGCCUGGAGGUUUCGCUUGGGAUAUAGUUCUAUUGGGGACAACCACCGCGCUCUGCGGCAUCCUUGGAAUUCCACCAGCCAAUGGUCUCCUCCCACAGGCUCCCUUGCACUCGGAAUCUCUUAUGCACACGGUCAAAGAAGAAAGAACUGUUGUUGUGGACGGUGAAGAGAAGGUUGAAACUCGAGAAGUACACCAGGUAUACGAGCAGCGGUGGUCGUCAUUCCUCCAUUCAGGCGCUAUCCUCCUUUUCAUCAGUCCACCAUUCAUGAAAGUGCUCGGUUUGACUCCGACCAGUGUUCUGGCGGGCCUGUUCCUUUUCAUGGGAGAGCAAAGCCUCUCCGUCAAUCCAAUUCUCUAUCGAACAUUCUAUCUUCUGACCCCACCAUCUGAGCUUCCGCCAUUACCCCGGUCUCUUCAUAAGAAUCCUGAAGAUCACAGCGUGAUGGAAAGCCCAUCGAAAACCCCGUCCUACCUUCCGAUCCAUCUCUACACCAUCCUGCAGAUUGUGAUUACUAUUGUGAUCUUCAUUGUCACUCUCACUCGCGCUGCUCCAGCCUUCCCGGUGCUUAUCAUUGCCCUCGUCCCUUUCCGACUGUUGGUCAUGAAGAAGUGGUGGCCUCGAGAGGUCCUGCGGUUUGUCGACGCCUGGGCGUGUCGUGAAGGAACGCCUGAAGAUGACGAGGAUGCUGAAAAGCUAGCCGCUUCUCCGACACAGGAGCCGUCAGACGGUGCAGUACUACGACAGGCUGAGCUGACGGUCGAUGGUUCUACCUACCCUCGGAAGCAUACCUCGUCGGUCACUGAUUCCCAGGCAGACAUUGGAUUGCAGCGGACUUGGGCUGCUGCUCAGCACAACGCAGGUCAGGAAUGGAUCGAAUUAGAGGAGCGGGAGAUUGCCGAUGAGGAAUUUGGCCACAACAGGAGGUAG
Penicillium oxalicum is the source of this 2061-nucleotide messenger RNA. RefSeq lists its product as uncharacterized. The transcript has 4 exons. Lineage: Eukaryota; Fungi; Ascomycota; Eurotiomycetes; Eurotiales; Aspergillaceae. Gene Ontology annotation, molecular function: borate efflux transmembrane transporter activity; solute:inorganic anion antiporter activity. Gene Ontology annotation, biological process: monoatomic ion homeostasis; monoatomic anion transport; transmembrane transport. The record is from RefSeq and is a predicted model, not a curated record. Bases 1 to 2061 code for a protein of 686 amino acids. Gene Ontology annotation, cellular component: fungal-type vacuole; plasma membrane.